This is a messenger RNA of Myripristis murdjan (pinecone soldierfish), 1134 nucleotides long. RefSeq names its product smoothelin-like 1 (gene smtnl1). The transcript has 7 exons. Gene Ontology annotation, molecular function: protein binding. Bases 1 to 1134 code for a protein of 377 amino acids. The record is from RefSeq and is a predicted model, not a curated record. NCBI's taxonomy places the organism in Eukaryota, Metazoa, Chordata, Actinopteri, Holocentriformes, Holocentridae.
AUGGACGAAGAAUCGCCCAACCAGGAGCUCCCUGUGUCUGAGGAGACAACCAGUCAGACCGAUGACAACAACAACCAGACAGGGCCUGGGUCAGAGGAACCUGAAGCACCAAAAGCAGAGGCUUCAGUGGAGGAGAAGGAGGAAGGUCAGGAAACGAAGGGAGAGGAGACGGCCAGUGGGGAUAAAGAACCAGAGCAAAGAGAAGAGGAUGCCAGUGCCAAAGAUACCAAGCCGGAGAAGACACCAAAGGAUGGCAAAGGCGAUGCUGAGGAGGCUGGAAAAAAUAAGGACAAAGCAUCCACUGAUGCUGACAUGAGAGACGCUGAAACGUUGGAUAGCGAAAAAGAGGAGGAGAAGAGGAAGGGAGAUGAGAAGGAGAAAGCUGCAAAGGGGGCAGAUAACAAAGAUAAUAAGAAAAAACAAAGCAAAGAAGCAGCCGGAGAGGGGAAGGACAAAGGGAAGAGCAAGGAGGUAGAAAAGCAAGGGAAGACCAAAAGAAAAAGUGGCCCAAAUCCCUCUUCCUCAACACCUCUUGCUAUGUCCCGUCCAAAGAUGUCUGCGCGCUCUAUCAGAGCAUCCACUAAAAACGACAUUAUUGCCAAGUUCCAACAAGGAGCUCCUGAGACACCGAUACCCCGCAACUUCAAAGUUCAGAAGUCGUCCAUGGCUAUGGCUACUGGAGCAUCGAUCAAGCAGAAGAUGCUUCAGUGGUGCCGUAACAAGACUCGCAACUAUGAGGGUGUCAACAUAGAGAACUUCUCAUCAUCUUGGUGCGAUGGAUUGGCCUUCUGUGCCCUGAUCCAUCGUUUCUUCCCCGAUGCCUUCGACUACUCCUCCCUGAGUCCAGAGGAGAGGGAGAAGAACUUCACCCUGGCCUUCAAAUCUGCAGAGUCCCUGGCUGACUGCUGCCCCCUUCUGGAGGUGUCUGAUAUGAUCAUGAUGGGUAACCACCCGGAUCCCAUGUGUGUGUUCACCUACGUCCAGUCCCUCUGUCAGAGCCUUUCCAAAAUAGAGAAAGAGAGGAAGGAUAAAGAAAAGGAGGAGAAAGAAAAAGCUGCAAAGGAGGGAGGAGAGGAUGGAGACAAAGCGGCAGAGGAGCGACAGAUGGAGAAGGACGAGGGAGAGGCUGUUUGA